Molecule: messenger RNA, 2294 nt
Organism: Pyricularia oryzae 70-15
Lineage: Eukaryota; Fungi; Ascomycota; Sordariomycetes; Magnaporthales; Pyriculariaceae
Exons: 4
Coding region: 298-1677 (459 amino acids)
Biological process (GO): regulation of transcription by RNA polymerase II
Cellular component (GO): SAGA complex
Molecular function (GO): transcription coactivator activity
Source: RefSeq, a predicted model, not a curated record
AAGUGCUUCUCCGCAAAUUUACCCGACAGGCAAUUGGAUCGCUGGAUGCGUUGACAUCAAGCCAGCAUUUGCCAUGCUAGAUGCUCGCCACGAACUGCGCCAUCGCAUCUUACGGCCACAACAAGCUAAAAUCAUCAAUUAAACAUCAGAAUCGUAAUCGCGUACUCCACAGCUACAUCCCGAUGCCAUAAAAUUACCGAUUCUGCCAUUGCGCUGGGCCACGAGACGUAGAGCGACGCUGUUGGCCACAGCCGGCGUCGCGUUCAUCCCAAACCUCGCCCCCGAUUCGAUUACACUAUGAACCCCGCCGAGCUCAGCCGGCCUGCAGUCGGCCUCACCACCCCGGUACUCUCUCAUAAAUCCAUCACUGUUGGCGCUUCAUCGUUGCAGAAGACGCCAAAAGUUAGCAAUGCAGUCCCCGCCCGGAUAGACCUCGAGCCCGUGUACGCGGCCCUCAAGGCUGCGAUCGGGAGUGAGCUAUGGCCGGUGUACAAGGAGACGACAUCACAGUUCUUGGUUGGCCGACUUACACAAGCUGAAUUCUCCGAGCGCGUUGAUCCCAUUCUUCUCUCUUCCAAUGGCGAAAAAGAGCACCUUCACAACCAGCUUAUUGCCGCCAUAUAUGGAAAUGUCACGCGCGAGAUGCCUGACCAGGGGCUUGCCCCAUGGGUCAGCGCCAAUGACAAACCCUCGGCCACGGCCGGGAGCAAGCCUGUAACCGGAGAUGCUACGGAGCGGAGGGUGAAGGGCGAGGUCAUGCAGCUGCCGGCCAGAGAUCGGAGGCGCAUCAAAGAUCUUGCUACAAACGAGAUUGUGGACCCGCACGAAGCCCUCGCCGGUGUAUUCUCCGAGCAUCACAGGGCAAAAGCCCCGAGAACACAGGAGGUGCCCCAAAGUGCUGCUGGUGGCUUAAAUCGCAUGAAUUGGGACCUCGAGAUUCGAAAACGAUAUGCACAGCCACUCGCAGUCGAGUCCGGCGAGUUCCCAGACACCAGUAAUGUCGAGGCACGCAUGCUGCCCUUCUGCUAUGAGUCUGGAUUGGUAUCCGGGCAUGCUCCUGAGGCAGCAGGGUUUGUCGCGGUGGCUGCUGAGGUUUUUAUAAAAGAAGUAUUGUCGGCGAUCCUCUGUCGCACAAGAAGCAAUGGGCCCGGCGAGUUGGGUGGUGGAUCCAGCAAUAUAACGGAAGGAACAACAUGGAUACAAACACACAAGUAUCGCAAGCAGCUGGCUAGGGAGGAGGAAUCAGCGAGGCGUGGCGAGCUCUCAAGGGAUAAGAGCGGUUUACUACCCGUCGAGGCGCGAUCCGCCAGUGAACAGGGGCCAGUUGGGAUGGCUGACCUGCAACUCGCUUUGGACAUGGGCGAGUGCGGUAUGGCGAAUUUCCCGUUAGUCAGUCAGACGAUCAACUACAGCUACCGGGAAGGAGAGCUGGAGGCUUGGGAGGACUACACGUGGAUAGGUGGGGAGCCACCAAAGGACAGGGAUGGUGACACACGCAUGACGGACGCUUCCGCCAAGGCCAAGAGUCUAAAGACGGUCAUUGGACUACCGAAUGGAGUACUUCACGAAGAUGCGAUGGAUGUCGACAAUUCAGAUGACGAUAUCUGGUGGGAGGGUGCCGAUUUUGACGACAGCGGCACGUUUGACAAUGUUCUCGACGCCUGUUUGACUGCAUAAGCCAUUCUAUCUGCUGGACGGCCAGUUUGACGCCGCCACGUGGUUUCACAUUCGAUGGCACAAGAUGCAGAAAACAAAUGGGAGGGCGGUUUUUAUCCAGUUCAACCUCUCACGUGCCAGUGCUACCUCAACAGCCAUCUUCAACCCUCCUUCUAUGGAGUUCAUCACACGCUCAAACCAUGGAUUAGGCCAUUUAUUUUUGACAUCAUCUUGCAUUGCUACAUGGCGUUUGGAGCAAGACAGGGAGACUGGGCUGGAUGGCUCAUAUUGGCUUAUUUUUGUUUUAGGCCGUUCUGCUCCUAUAUGGAUGGGGCCUGGGCCAAGGUCAUAUCACUAUCUAUUCUUUUUUGGUUUGGUUUGGUUUUUCUUAUAUGUUUCUUAUUGUACAAAGCGUUAACAUUCGACAUCAAGGCCCCAGCGAACUGUUUGGGUGUCUUGGAUGGGGAAAGCCGCUUAUGGUUGAGCGGCCAGAGGGCUGCUGGUCUUGGCACGAUACGGGUUCGCUUGUGUAUUCGAUACCCUGCUAUUAAAGCAGUCUUAUUGUACUUAUAAAAACAACGAUACCCAGGGACGAGAACUUAACAGUACGUACGCGACAAAUGAAAUACAUUUUUUCC